AUGUGGCAAUACUCCUUGAUAAUGAAUGAGGACAGGGCCCUGUCCUGUGUUAAUGCAUCGGGGACGGUGGCGACAGCCAACCUCAGCGCGGUGAGGGAGACCAUGGACGUUCUGCUUGAGAUUUCAAAAAUUUUGAAUACGGGCUUAGAUAUGGAAACUCUGUCCAUUUGUGUACGACUUUGUGAACAAGGCAUUAACCCAGAAGCUUUAUGGUCAGUCAUUAAGGAACUUCACAAGGCUACUGAAGCGCUGAAGGCUGCUGAAAAUACAACAAGCUGACUCUGGAAAACUCUUGAUAUGCCAAGCUGUGCAAGAGGAUUUUAAGAGUGCACUGUAGUC
Messenger RNA from Octodon degus (degu), 339 nucleotides. RefSeq names its product mitotic-spindle organizing protein 1-like. Gene Ontology annotation, cellular component: centrosome; gamma-tubulin ring complex; spindle. The coding region runs from base 1 to 279 and encodes 92 amino acids. Lineage: Eukaryota; Metazoa; Chordata; Mammalia; Rodentia; Octodontidae. The record is from RefSeq and is a predicted model, not a curated record. Gene Ontology annotation, biological process: microtubule nucleation by interphase microtubule organizing center; gamma-tubulin complex localization; mitotic spindle assembly. The transcript has 2 exons.